This is a messenger RNA of Orycteropus afer afer, 1491 nucleotides long. Its product is annotated as solute carrier family 2, facilitated glucose transporter member 3. Bases 1 to 1491 code for a protein of 496 amino acids. Lineage: Eukaryota; Metazoa; Chordata; Mammalia; Tubulidentata; Orycteropodidae. The transcript has 10 exons. Gene Ontology annotation, biological process: D-glucose transmembrane transport. Gene Ontology annotation, cellular component: membrane. The record is from RefSeq and is a predicted model, not a curated record.
AUGGGGACAGAGAAGGUCACCGCCUCUCUGGUCUUCGCCAUCAGCGUUGCUACAAUCGGCUCUUUCCAGUUUGGCUACAACACUGGUGUCAUCAAUGCUCCUGAGAUAAUCAUAAGGGACUUUCUCAAUUACACUUUGGAAGAGAGGUUAGAAGAACCUCCCUCAACAGUGUUGCUCACUUCCCUCUGGUCCUUGUCUGUGGCUAUCUUCUCCGUUGGUGGUAUGAUUGGCUCCUUCUCUGUUGGACUCUUUGUCAACCGCUUUGGCAGGCGCAAUUCAAUGCUUAUUGUCAACGUAUUGGCUAUCGCUGGUGGCUGCCUUAUGGGGUUCUGUAAAAUAGCUGAGUCUGUUGAAAUGCUAAUCCUGGGCCGCUUGAUUAUUGGCCUCUUCUGUGGGCUCUGCACAGGUUUUGUGCCCAUGUACAUUGGAGAGGUUUCUCCCACUGCGCUACGGGGUGCCUUCGGCACUCUGAACCAGCUGGGCAUCGUCAUCGGAAUCCUGGUGGCCCAGAUCUUUGGUCUGGAAGUCAUCUUAGGGUCUGAAGAGCUAUGGCCUGUACUAUUAGGGUUCACCAUCAUUCCAGCUGUCUUACAAAGUGCAGCUCUUCCAUUUUGCCCUGAAAGUCCUAGAUUCUUGGUCAUUAACAAAAAGGAAGAGGAAAGUGCCAAACAGAUCCUCCAGCAGUUGUGGGGUACCCAGGAUGUGAGCCAGGACAUCCAGGAGAUGAAAGAUGAGAGUGCUAGGAUGGCCCAGGAAAAGCAAGUCACUGUGCUGGAGCUCUUCAGAGCACCCAACUACCGACAGCCCAUCAUCAUUUCCAUCAUGCUUCAGCUCUCCCAGCAGCUCUCAGGAAUCAAUGCUGUCUUCUAUUACUCAACUGGAAUCUUCAAAGACGCAGGUGUUCGUGAGCCAAUCUAUGCCACCAUUGGUGCUGGUGUGGUUAAUACUAUCUUCACUGUGGUCUCGCUAUUUCUGGUCGAAAAGACAGGAAGGAGGACUCUACAUAUGCUUGGCCUCGGAGGGAUGGCUGUUUGUUCCCUUUUCAUGACUGUUUCUUUAUUAUUAAAGGAUCAGUAUAAUUGGAUGAGCUUUGUCUGUAUUGGGGCUAUCUUGAUUUUUGUGGCUUUCUUUGAAAUUGGACCAGGCCCCAUUCCCUGGUUUAUUGUGGCUGAACUCUUUAGCCAGGGACCUCGCCCAGCUGCAAUGGCAGUGGCUGGUUGUUCCAACUGGACCUCCAACUUUUUGGUGGGCCUGCUCUUCCCUUCAGCUGCAAGUGCUUUAGGGCCCUACGUUUUUAUCAUCUUUACUGCCUUCCUUGUUAUCUUCUUGAUCUUCACCUUCUUCAAAGUUCCUGAGACCCGUGGCAGAACUUUUGAAGAUAUUACACGUGCCUUUGAAGGGCAGGCACAGGAGGCCAGUAGAUCUGGGAAGGGCCCCGUUGUGGAGAUGAACAGCAUCCAGCCUGUGAAGGAAGCCACCACCAAUGUCUAA